Messenger RNA from Pterocles gutturalis (yellow-throated sandgrouse), 3447 nucleotides. It is a transcript of the gene TET1, whose product is annotated as tet methylcytosine dioxygenase 1. The record is from RefSeq and is a predicted model, not a curated record. NCBI's taxonomy places the organism in Eukaryota, Metazoa, Chordata, Aves, Pterocliformes, Pteroclidae. Gene Ontology annotation, molecular function: DNA 5-methylcytosine dioxygenase activity. Gene Ontology annotation, cellular component: nucleus. The transcript has 8 exons. The annotation marks the transcript as partial. Gene Ontology annotation, biological process: positive regulation of transcription by RNA polymerase II; oxidative demethylation.
GCAAAUUUGGAAAACAAACCAGUAAAUGGACGCAGACCAGAACUCAUGGAAUGCAGUAUAUGUGGUCAUGGUGAAAAAUACAGGGUGAAAACAAACCAAACAGUCCCCAUUGAAAAUGUGCAGUCUAGGGAGAAAGAAAGAAUGACAGGCUUAGAAGCAGAGAAGUGGGCACAUAAUGAGAAGCCAUCUUUUGGUGUCCACGUCAAUGGAGAUAUCCAUGGAACUGUGACAGACAACGAACACUUGAAAAACCCUGAAGACAGUGAAAGAGCAGUCUCUCCCAGUCAGUUAGCUGAGCCAAAAAAAUCAUUUGCACAGACCAUCAAAAAUGGCAUAAAAACCCUACAUUAUUCACCACCAGAAGCAGUUGCUUCUCUGAAAAAAAUAUCCAUAGAGGAAAGGACAGAUUUGACAAGCAACUCCCAUAUGCAAUGGAUGAAGGGUACCAAUCUGAAUAACAUCGUAAACACUCUGACAACUGGUGUUGGCUGUGUUCACCCAGAAAAACAAGGAAAUGUUUUAGUGAAAGAGGAAAAAUGCACUUGCAGCAUCUUUGAAGAUUCUCAUAAGUCAGUUUUGCAGACGGGGUCCAUUUUGCAUCUGCAAGAAGGCUUGUGUUGUCCUCCGUUGCCUGAAGAGGAAGUGCAUGUAGGGAAGGAUGGCUUUAAAGUACCUAAAACAGAGACACAGCAUGAGGAUUCUUCACUACAGCCAACUUUCUUGUCCCUGAUUAAAAACAGAAAUUUAACUGUAGAGCAGGUUGUAGCUAUUGAAGCUUUAACACAGUUAUCUGAAGCCCCUUUAGAAACAACUUCACCAGCUAAAACUGGAAGUACUGAAUGUACAGAAGAAACAACUUCCACCUUGCUCCAUAGUUAUAAAAGGGAUAUCUCGUCCUCCUUCACAUCUUCUGCGUUAAAAGAAAUCAAAGACACUUACUUACAGAAUGAGCAACAGCUCUUGGCUCACUGCGCUCACUCGCAGAAGCAGCUCCCUAAUAAGGCAGUGUUAUACAAUGGCCAGGGUUCAAUUUCUGACUUGCGUGAUAAACCUGCCAAUCUGGCUGGCGAGAUGUAUAAAUUACAAUUAUCCUCAAGAGAUACCAAAACUUUAUCUGACUUAACAUCUAAUGCAAAGUCGUUUUCAGGAUAUACUACCAAGAAAAAUUACACUCAUGAUCCAGUCACCCUUGUACGGUAUUGCAGUGCUUCAUGUAAUGUCCAGCAAACAAGUAACAACUUGGAAACUCUUGGCCAGUUAGAGCAAAAGCCAGCCUGCAAUGAUUUGAACUUGGAAGCUAGUUCUUUGAUUAAAGAAGGAGGAAUUCACAGCCAGGAUGAAGAGGAUGUAGCUACACAACUAACUCAACUUGCAGCGCUAAUUGAAUCAAACCAGACAAAUCCAGAGCAGAAGAAUGACAUAAAGGCAUCGCUGCUUAAUCUAAUAUCACACGAAAGGCAGCCAAAAUAUAACCAAGAUGUGCUGCAGAAAAAAGAAUCUGUAUUUUUUAGGCAUAAUUAUAGUUCCUUACUGUUAAAGCAAAAACAACCAACAAAUAAAAAAGGAAAUGCUGUACCAUGGAAACCAAGACACAAAAAGAAGCCUCAAGAAGCAUGCUAUCAACAAAAUAAUCAAAGCCAGCUAGAGCUGUUGUCAUGCCAGCAUAGCGAGUUACAGGACAUUUGGAUAUCAUCAAAACUGCACAAGCUUGGUCAAACCAUGCCACAGGACUCCAGAAUAGCUCCUUCUGAAAAAAAAUCUCCAAGAACCAAAGUACAGAGAGCACUGAAUCAAAAUACUUUAGCAUCACAGGAAAAAACUAGAUUAUUUCUCCCGCAAACACAGAUAAAAUUCCAUAGAUGUUUACCUGAGGUACCACAAGAGAAAAAAAAAGACAGGUUGUUUGGCUGUGAAGUGGUAAAUGAGCAAAUCAGAACUGCUGGCUCUGGUGACCCCCUAGGCACUGAUCCACUGAAAAAUGAAGUUGCACGUAACCAAUAUAGCGACCUAUUCUCCCGUAAUCCUCUGGCUGCUUCACAGUCAAGAGCAGCAUCCUUAUUGAACAGACCAAGUGAAAACCUACAGAUGUUUACAGAAAAAUUUAAUUCUCAGGUACAGCAAACAGCGAAUGUCAGUCAGAUGCAUCCUUUGCCUCAAACUUUUAAUCAGCCUAACCUGAGAGCUAACGAAAUGCAUAGUGAAGACAAAGCCUAUACUCAGCAGGGUGCUGUCGAACAACAAGUAGAUCCCAAGUCGCAGGUGCUGCCUGUUCCCUCUGGUGGAGCCCAGGUACCCGGUGCUGUUGAAGCUCUCAGGAAUAUGGAGUGUGCCGGCAAAGUGACUGUUCUGACGUCAACCAGUUUGGGUACUGACCACCCACAGAGCACAGGUGACUCAGGGUGUUCUCCAGCAAAAAACACACUCAGCAGUUUCCUUGAAUCACCUAUGAAGUUUCUUGAUACCCCUACAAAAAAUUUAAUAGAUACACCUACAAAAAAAGGACAAUCUGAAUUGCCAACUUGUGACUGUGUUGAGCAAAUUAUAGAGAAAGAUGAAGGCCCAUAUUACACACACCUCGGGACAGGACCAAGUGUUGCUGCUGUGAGAGAAAUAAUGGAGAACAGGUAUGGAGCAAAAGGAAGCGCUGUAAGAAUAGAGGUAGUGGUUUAUACAGGAAAGGAAGGAAAAAGCUCUCAGGGGUGUCCAAUUGCCAAGUGGGUGAUACGAAGAAGUAGCGAUGAGGAAAAGCUGCUGUGCUUGGUACGUCAGCGCGCAGGACACCACUGUCAAACUGCCGUCAUAGUGAUUCUCAUCCUGGCCUGGGAAGGGAUCCCCCACCUCCUGGCUGAUACGCUGUACAAAGAGCUGACGCAGAGCCUCAGAAAAUACGGCUGUCCCACCAGCCGCAGAUGUGCGUUAAAUGAAGAUCGUACUUGUGCAUGUCAAGGACUUGAUCCAGAAACUUGUGGAGCAUCAUUCUCAUUUGGCUGUUCAUGGAGUAUGUAUUUCAAUGGCUGUAAGUUUGCCAGAAGCAAAAACCCGAGGAAAUUCAGGCUUCUCACUGAUGACCCUAAACAAGAGGAACUUCUUGAAAAUAAUUUGCAAACUUUGGCUACUGAUGUGGCUCCGGUUUAUAAAAAGCUUGCUCCUGAAGCUUUCCAGAACCAGGUGGAGAAUGAGCACAUGGGCCCAGACUGUCGUCUUGGAUCCACGGACGGUAGGCCUUUCUCUGGUGUCACAGCUUGCAUAGAUUUCUGUGCCCAUGCCCACAAGGACACGCAUAACAUGCACAACGGCAGCACUGUGGUAUGUACGCUUACAGAACAGAUCAAGAAAGGCAUGGGAGUCAUCCUUCAUACAAAAUACCUUAAUUCUCUUUUAAGACACCCAGGCCCUUUGGAGAGGACUGGCCAUUGGACAGAUAAGCUACUCACAAUAGAGAUUUGA